AUGUCAUAUAGUAACGGAGGAUAUCAAGGUAGUACCGGUUACGGUUCUAGCAGUGGUGGAUACGGCGGAAGAGGUGGUGCUGGUGGUGCUGGUGGUGCUGGUGGAUUUGGUGGAAGAGGAGGUAGCGGAUUUGGUGGUAGAGGAGGUGGAUACGGCGGAAGAGGAGGUGCCGGUGGCCGAUUUAAUGACAUGAGACAAGAGUUGGUUGCACCUGAAUGGGAUUUAGAAACUUUGCCUAAAUUUGAAAAAAAUUUUUACAAUGAGCAUCCUAAUGUUGCAGCUAGAACAGACAAUGAGAUCAAAGAAUUUAGAAGAGAAAACGAGAUGAGCGUUUUGGGCCAUGAUAUUCCACACCCAAUCACAUCAUUUGACGAGGCAGGGUUCCCCGAUUAUGUUUUGCAAGAGUUGAAAAAUCAAGGAUUUCCUAAACCUACACCUAUACAAUGUCAAGGUUGGCCAAUGGCUUUGAGUGGUAGAGAUAUGAUUGGUAUUGCUGCUACUGGUUCAGGAAAGACAUUAUCUUAUUCUUUACCGGGUAUUGUUCAUAUUAAUGCUCAACCAUUGUUGAAACGAGGUGAUGGUCCCAUUGUUUUGGUUUUGGCACCUACAAGGGAAUUGGCGGUACAAAUACAAACUGAGUGUAGUAAAUUCGGCUCAUCUUCGCGAAUCAGAAACACUUGUGUUUAUGGUGGUGCUCCAAAAGGUCCUCAGAUUAGAGAUUUAGCUCAUGGCGUUGAAAUCUGUAUUGCUACUCCUGGUAGGCUAAUCGAUAUGUUGGAAGCAGGAAAAACCAAUUUGAAGAGGGUUACUUAUUUGGUUUUGGAUGAGGCAGACAGAAUGUUGGAUAUGGGAUUCGAGCCACAAAUUCGUAAAAUUGUUGAUCAAAUUAGACCUGAUCGUCAAACAUUGAUGUGGUCCGCUACUUGGCCCAAAGAAGUUCAAAACUUGGCGAGAGAUUAUUUGGUUGAUCCAAUUCAAGUGACUAUCGGAUCAUUAGAGUUGGCGGCAUCUCAUACCAUUACACAAAUAGUUCAAGUGAUUACUGAAUUUCAAAAGAGAGAUUUAUUAGUUAAACAAUUGGAAGGUGCUUUAGCCGAUAAAAAUUCAAAAGUAUUAGUUUUUGCGUCUACCAAAAGAACAUGUGAUGAAGUUACAAGUUAUUUAAGGUCUGAUGGGUGGCCCGCGUUGGCUAUUCAUGGUGAUAAAGAGCAACAUGAAAGAGAUUGGGUUUUGAAAGAAUUUAGACAAGGUGGUCAUACAAUUAUGGUUGCAACUGAUGUUGCCGCAAGAGGUAUUGAUGUCAAAGGUAUUACACAUGUUAUCAAUUAUGACAUGCCCAGUAACAUUGAAGAUUAUGUGCAUAGAAUUGGUAGAACAGGUCGAGGUGGUGCUACUGGUACUGCGAUUUCGUUUUUCACUGAAGGUGACAAGAAGUUAGGUGGAGAUUUAUGUAAGAUUAUGAGAGAAGCUAAACAGACAGUGCCACCUGAGUUAUCGCAGUAUGAUAGGAGAGGUUAUGGAGGUCAUAUUAGAUAUGGCCAAGGUAGAGGAAGAGGUGGAAGAGGUGGAAGAGGUUAUGGUGGUGGAAGAGGUUAUGGUGGUGGAAGAGGUGGAUAUUCGAGUGGAAGCAAUAACGCUCCCUUAGGAAGCCGUCGUUUCUAA
Lodderomyces oxycetoniae is the source of this 1662-nucleotide messenger RNA. It is a transcript of the gene DBP2, whose product is annotated as DEAD-box ATP-dependent RNA helicase. Lineage: Eukaryota; Fungi; Ascomycota; Pichiomycetes; Serinales; Debaryomycetaceae. The transcript has 2 exons. The coding region runs from base 1 to 1662 and encodes 553 amino acids. Gene Ontology annotation, molecular function: RNA binding; ATP binding; RNA helicase activity. Gene Ontology annotation, biological process: rRNA processing. Gene Ontology annotation, cellular component: ribonucleoprotein complex; nucleus; cytoplasm. The record is from RefSeq and is a predicted model, not a curated record.